AUGGCACCCGCCCUCGGCGACAUGGAGCCCGCGGAGGCCGAAUCAGUCUACUUCAAUGAAUACCCUCCGCCAAAGGCCCUCCCCAAGCACGAAGCCCUCGCACGCGCUUUCAUCGAACUCCACGUGGAAGCCAAUCGGCGCGUGGUGCUGGUAACAUCGGGCGGGACAACGGUACCACUCGAGACGCAGACAGUGCGGUUCAUCGAUAAUUUUUCCGCGGGAACACGAGGCGCGACCUCGGCGGAGUAUUUCCUGCAGCAGGGAUAUGCGGUGAUCUUCCUCCAUCGGCAGUAUAGUCUGCUGCCAUAUUCACGGCACUAUAGCCAUUCCACGAACUGUUUCUUGGAUUUCAUGGACGAGGCGCCGCCUGUUGUUGGGGCCGCGAAUCAGGAUGAUGGGAGCAUUGUUGUAAGGGAUGAGUACCAGGAUCAGAUGCGUGAUGUGUUGAGGAAGUAUCGCUAUGCGAAGAAGAAUAAUCGUUUGCUUCUGUUGCCGUUCACGACUGUUGCGGAGUAUAUGUUUGAGCUGCGGUCGAUGGCCAAGUUGAUGCGCCCACUUGGUCCGAACGCGUUGUUUUAUCUUGCCGCUGCCGUGAGCGACUUUUUCAUUCCCAGGAAUCGCAUGGUGGAGCACAAGAUUCAGUCGUCGGAGUUGCCGCCGGAGUAUGAGAAGGAUAGUGCGGUUGGUGGGGAGGGCGAUGAAAUUUAUACUGGGGAGAACGAGGCUGAGCCGGGGAGUCGGAAGAAGCUCGUUAUCAACCUGGACCCCGUUCCGAAGUUCUUGCAUCGGUUGGUGGAUGGAUGGGCUCCGGAUGGGAGUAUGGUUGUUUCGUUCAAGUUGGAGACCGAUCCGGCGCUGCUUGUGUACAAGGCGCGCACGGCUUUGCAGCGUUACUCGCACCAUCUGGUCAUCGGCAACCUGCUCUCGACUCGCAAGUGGGAAGUCGUCUUCAUCACGCCGGAUGCGCCGCACGAGCGCUGGAUUCGCGUGCCCAAGGCCCGUCGCAGCAAGAGUAUAUCUGGCGUGGAGGAUCAGGUUGGAUUGGCAGAGAUCAAGAAGGGUGGUGCUGCUCCGACGGAGACAAGACAGCAGCCAACUCAGGCGGAGGGUCCUGUUGAUGAUGGUCUUGAGAUCGAAGGCUUGAUCAUUCCGGAGCUGGUGAAGCUGCAUGACAAGAUGAUUGAGAAGAAGAAUAAGGCGACGCCGUGA
Molecule: messenger RNA, 1209 nt
Organism: Penicillium argentinense
Lineage: Eukaryota; Fungi; Ascomycota; Eurotiomycetes; Eurotiales; Aspergillaceae
Product: phosphopantothenate--cysteine ligase CAB2
Exons: 1
Coding region: 1-1209 (402 amino acids)
Biological process (GO): coenzyme A biosynthetic process
Cellular component (GO): nucleus; cytoplasm
Molecular function (GO): phosphopantothenate--cysteine ligase activity
Source: RefSeq, a predicted model, not a curated record